AAAAGUGAGGGAAGAAAAAACUUGUGGAAUUGCUGUGGUUGAGGUCAUCUUCUACUUCUUCUUCUAUUUGCAGAUUAGGUGAAUUAAAAAAUGACGUCGAGGUCAAGAAGAUUACGCAAUUGCAACAUAAUUGAUUCUACUUCUCAAAAUGCGUCACAAUUUGAAGAAGAAGCAAGAGAGGAGCAGUCACCAUCUUCCUCAGAACCACCUGCAGAGUCAAAUAAUACUGAGCAUGAAAAUAAUAAUCAGAAUGAACUAUUUCUUUGGAUCAUUGGUGCCGAUAAAAGUCGACGUAAGAAACGAGGACGUACAACAUUGGCAGAUAUAUGGACCCUAUCUGAAAGAGAGAGAAUUGAUGUUGAAGUAGAUAAAUAUGGGGUUCCUUGUACUUAUGCUGGAUCUAUCCUUGGAUCAUUUUUGGGAGUAGUUGCGAAGAAUGGAGCAUUUGCUCCUUUAAACAUUCCGCGAUGGGAUAACCAAGCUUUUAACCCAUUCAAGGAAAAAAUGUUAAAACAUGUUGAGUCAAAGUUUAGAUAUCCCGAGGGAACGAGACAUUGGGUCUUGGCAUCUUUAAACAAAAAGUGGAGAGACUACAAGAGUGAACUAAGGUGCGAAUAUUUCUCAGAAGACAAAUCGAUUCAAGAGUUGAUUAACAACGUACCACUCGGUGUAAUUCGGGAUCAAUGGACUAGCUUAGUGGCACAUUGGUGCACCGACGAGAGUAAGAAACUUUGUGAAGUGAAUUCUGUUUCUGCGAAGAAAGUGAAGAUGGCCCAUACAUCGGGCAGAAAAAGUUAUGCUAGAAAGCGAAAAGAAUUGGAAAUUGCUCUUGGCAAAGAACCUGAUCGACUAACUUUUUGGGAGGUGACCCAUAAGAAAAAGAAUGGAAAUUUUGUAAAUAGGGAUGCCGAGAAUACUAUGAAUACAGCGCGUCGAAAAUUUGAUGAACUAUCUCAAAAUUCUGAAUCUGAUACAAGCAAGUUGAUAGAUGAGGCUUUUCUUAACGCUAUGGGUCCCGAGCAUAAUGGGCGUGUGAAAGGUUUAGGCUUGGGACCUACUCUAAGAACAUAUUAUGGUGUGAAACAAAUAAAUUCGCUUGCAACGGCAGAAUCAAGUGGAAAUCAAUCACAGGAGAUAGAAAAACUGAAGGAAGAAUUAGAACGUGUAAAAAACACAAUGGAUGAAGUUCUCAAUUCUACCGUUAGACGGAUGCAAGCGGAAAUGGAUCGCUUAAACACACUACUAUCAAAUACUCAGGUUGCGAGUGGCAAUAUCAAUCCAAUUGAUGCAUUCUCUCCCAACUAUCGAUCAUCGAAUGCAAGUCAUGAACCUACAAGUGAAGGAAACCAGGGAACCACAUAAAUUUUUGUAAAUUAUAUAACUACUCUAUUGACUAU
This is a messenger RNA of Ananas comosus (pineapple), 1397 nucleotides long. RefSeq lists its product as uncharacterized. The record is from RefSeq and is a predicted model, not a curated record. Lineage: Eukaryota; Viridiplantae; Streptophyta; Magnoliopsida; Poales; Bromeliaceae. Bases 91 to 1362 code for a protein of 423 amino acids. The transcript has 8 exons.